Truncatella angustata is the source of this 2110-nucleotide messenger RNA. RefSeq lists its product as uncharacterized. The coding region runs from base 177 to 1967 and encodes 596 amino acids. The record is from RefSeq and is a predicted model, not a curated record. The transcript has 2 exons. Lineage: Eukaryota; Fungi; Ascomycota; Sordariomycetes; Amphisphaeriales; Sporocadaceae.
UGGUGCCCUGUGGUCCUUUUAUCCUGCAGGGUAUUCCAACAGCGGACUGCUGUCAGCGUACUAUGAGGUUUAAAAGAAGCUGAUAUGGGUUCAUCGGCGGCGUAAUAUGAGAAAGGAAAUGCUUCCAGAUCUGAAUUGCGUUAAUACCGUGCUGCGCAUGUGAAUCUGAGGCGAAAAUGAAUAACUCUUUCCAUAACGUCUCCCAGGCUUCGAUGCACUUUGGUGCUGGACGCCCCGGCAUGAUUACUAGUUCCAGCAAUUUACUCUCAGAUCGAAGUAUGACAUACCCGUACCCUGGGACUUCGUACACUUCUCCGCCACCAAUCAAAAUUGUGGCCGGAUCGGAACUAACCGACAGCAACACCGUCUCAAGUCCGAAGAAGCCAUGCCAAUUCUUGACAAACGUCGUCGAUGAAUGCCACGCUAGUCGCUUCUAUGCUCUCAUACUGGAGUUCUACUUCGUGACCACUGAGAAACAGUGCGAUGAUGACGUCUUGUGUCCUAUGCGAGGCUGUCGCCGCCCUUUCGCGAACGCCAUAGAAAUGGUCAAGCACCUAAAAGAGUGCGCAUACAUCGAUAAAGGUCGCUACAUUUGCCCUUGCUGCAACGAGCUCGAGAAGUUCAGAACGAAUUGGAAUAAAAGGUGUUCUUGGAACAGGACGAAAUUCAGCUUGAAAUUCCAGAAAGGACUACAAGCCCCGGCCAAGCUUUUUCGCCUACUGAGAAAUAAGCCGAUCGAAUGUCCAAACUGUCGUCAUCCGUUGCAAGAAAAUUCAGAGCCUGAUGCCCCGGCCUAUUGUGACGAAACACCAUAUAACCCGGACGAGCAUGUUUUGAGCGGGGACGACGUACUGCCGCCUUUUAAACCGGACAUCGAUCACGGAUACCAGACGUUCGAUCUGUUACCACCAAGCAAAGUGCAACUGGAUUAUGUCUCCGAACUGGAUGCGCCAUCCGGUUUGUCCGAAUUUCCCACUGAUACACCGAUGUAUGAGAUGGACUCGGGUCAGAACGUCGGGAUGGCCUUCCCCGGCACAAACCCAAUUGAGCAUUCCAGCGGACUCUCUGACUUCAUUACUGAUCUAGUGGAUGCGUCUGUCAAUACUUCGUCGUUCUCAAAUUCAUUUAAUACAUCUCCAAAUGCUGUAUCUCCACCAUCGACAGUACAGGACUCAUGCAGCUCCACAGAGGUUUCGCCGACUUCCUCUGAAGGAUCGGCCAGUCAAAAGACCAGCGGCAGAUUGUUAAGAUACAAUCAACCACGUAGACGACUUCCUGGUGAUGUACCCUUGUGUCCUACACAGCAAGUCAACACCGCUCCAAUGCUUGUCCGGAACUCUUAUAACACAUAUCAAACGGGACCAGUCAGCUUACCGUCCGCCGAUGACCAAGCACGAGUCGUCGCAGGUAGUUCGAGCUACACUACCGGCCUUCAACACUCAAACAGGUUGACUGUGCAUACUGAUUUCAGACAUUCAGACGCCUGGCCUUUUGGUGUCCAGUCAACCGAGGCCGCUCGCAUCAGCCUGCCGGCCCAGACUCUACCCAGUGAUCUUGGCGAUUACAGGCAUCUGAUCGACAGUCUGGCUUCUCUACCAGGCCACCCACAGCCGACGGCACUUUUUCGACCGUCAUACCAAUCAGACACGUCUCGCACAGCCUCGGACAUACAUGCAGAGGAGUUGUCAGACGACGAGCUCGUCUGCCCUGAACCUGACUGCCCAUACAAGCCCACCGGGAAGACCGAAAAUCUCGCCGCGUACCUGAGCAAGCAUAUCAAGACUCACAAAGACAAGAAGAUCAAGUGCCUAGUGUGCGACAAAGAGUUCACCCGGCACGACAACAUGACGAUUCAUCUCAGAAGAGACCACGCAGAUCACCAGAUGCCCAAGAAACGUCCUGUCGGCGUCGGUAGCGGCGACUUGCAACAUGGUGCCCCGAGGAAGAGGACAUUACGAUCGACGUGACUUGUGUGACGUCCAUUCAUGUUGAGGUCAAGACGUAUGCGGGGUUGGCGUCUAGGUGAGGCAGAACGUAUCCUGCAAACCUGUAGGAAAGUCUUUGUUGGCCGGGUUCCUAUGUUCCGUGGAGGGUCAUUUUCCCCUGAAAU